UCAUAGUUCGCUUGAUUUAGAUGCGUUGAGUGGUUCGCGCCCUCCCGCCGGCAGCGGAGUGCGGGUCAGCGGCGGAGCGGAGCGGAAUGGAGGCUACCUCAGUUCGCGCAGGUGACCAGAUAAUUUCCACAUAUCUGCGUGUAAUCAACAAAGAAUUAACGGAACACUAUCAAAACAACCACGAGCAUUGCAAACAACGAGACCUACACCAGCACUAUGGCUCUCCAGCGGUUGCUCGUGUUUCUGAAAUGUUUCCUGGCUCUGAUAAUCGUCGUGCACAGUUGGGGAAUGAUGGGCCCCUACGAAACCAUCUACAUAAACAAGCUCGAGUGCUGUCCGGUAGAGGGCGACACCAGCGAUAUGUUAACAUUGGACCUCAAGAUGAAGGGCUCUGCCGCCGGCCGGGUGGCCACGGGCUUCUGGAAUGCCCCGCACUCUGUGGGGGAAGGCGUUCUGGGAAGUGUUGUGGUGUUUCAAUGGCUCAAUGGCUGGCGCAAAACGUUCACGUACGAAAUCAGGAAUGACGUAUGCGAAGAUGGAAUGAAAACAGCACCGGAUUUAAUGGCAAUAAUCGCCAACGCAAGUGGUGUGCCUUCAAAGUGUCCAUUACCCAAGGUGUGUAGUGCAUAG
This is a messenger RNA of Gryllus bimaculatus (two-spotted cricket), 630 nucleotides long. NCBI's taxonomy places the organism in Eukaryota, Metazoa, Arthropoda, Insecta, Orthoptera, Gryllidae. The record is from the annotation of a GenBank genome assembly.